CCACGCCGCAUCCUCGCACCCAUAACGUUCCAAUGGCCACUCGCCUCGGGCCACGCCUGCAUCUUCACGCGCCCGUCCGCAAGCGGCUCGACGGUAUAGCAAUCGUCGUCCACGCGCACGACGUGCAUAAACGGGAAGCCCGGGCGCAUCUGCUGUGAAGCAGAAGGCAUGUCCACGGUCGCCGUGAGCGCUUUCAGCUCCGUCAGGCUCGGGAGCACGCCGCACACGCCCGCAUCGUACUACCCCGCCCAAUUCGCGCUCGGCACCGACAGAACAAGUGUCUUGAGCGUCCGGCGGUCGCGCAGGAAUGCCGAGAUCGCGGGGAACAGGUUGUGGUCGUUCGCGUUGUACCUGAGGAGCGUGGACUCGAAGUGCGCCGCAGAAACGGGAGCGCGUCCGCCGCGGUACCCUCGCGGAAUUGAGAACACACUACAGGCGGAAGGACUCAAGCUGGUGUCCGUUGCUCAGGAUGUCCGCGAACGCGCGCGACUCGGAGGGGAAGAGGCCGAGGAAGUCGAGGUUGCCUCCGAGACGUACCAGUACCAGUGGUCGAGACGUAUACCCAUAAGGCACGAAUCACCAAUUACAACGUACCAGUAUGUCGUUGACUUCAUGAGUCAUACCGGCCCAGGCUCAUCCGGUAGUUCCAGGGCGACUCAGAUUGCCCCGCUGAAGCACAGUCUCCUACUGACGGCCGACAUCGGUGGUCGUGGAACACCGCACGCUGCGCAUGAACAUGAGCAUGACCUCGAUACAGAGCGCAGGGAUAGCGUACUUUCAUACGGACAUCGCUUCUGGCUGAACGUACUCCGACCAGAGGCUGCUCAUCGGUGGUCAUGUACUUACCUCGCGGGAAGAACCAUGCUAAUAAUGACUGGAGGCCGGCUGAGCGUACUUAGGAACCUAUGUGACGAUAUCAAAUCAUCCCAACAAGGUGAGCAGGACGGCAAUAUUGUUUGUAGUCACCCGGAACUGUUCAUCUGUGACAUUUGCCCUCGAUCGGAGUAGAGCCGGCAGUUGAUUCGCAAAAGCCUGAGCCCGGAAGGGCCUAAGCUAGCCCAGGCUCGAUGACUGCUACUGUCGUCUCUUGAGUCCCCUACCGUUCGAAGCUUAUCCAUUAAGUGACACUCGCUCCGAUGCUCUUCUGCACCCACCAGUGUAGGUCCUGUUGUUCACAAGGGUGGUAACACGGCGCAUACGGUUGCUGUGUCGAAGCAGCGAAGUUGCGCCAGGCACAUAUUCGCAAUCCAGGACAUUACUUUGCGAUCCUUGUAUGCACGUCCCUGUCAACUGUUGUGACAUGC
Molecule: messenger RNA, 1304 nt
Organism: Rhodofomes roseus
Lineage: Eukaryota; Fungi; Basidiomycota; Agaricomycetes; Polyporales; Fomitopsidaceae
Exons: 9
Coding region: 169-1008 (279 amino acids)
Source: RefSeq, a predicted model, not a curated record